AUGAAAAGAAAACGUAAAUACAAAGAUGAGAAAGCUGCUGCUGCUGUACCACCUAUUGGUGACGGGGCAAAUGCACCACCCGCCGCUGCUGCUGCCGGAGCUGUCGUAGGAACGGUUGCGUAUCAUCACGAUAAAAUUAUUAAACACUUUAAAGCUCGUAAUGUAAAAGAAUCGGAUACUGGUACGUUGCAACUAAAAGACAAGGUUACAAACAUAUCUUACGACGACCUUGUAAAAGAUCUUACGCAUAAUUAUAAAAAGAAAAAAAUGCACUUGAGUGAAACGCAACAAACAUACGCUCUGUCGAUGUUACGGAGGACGGGGAUGCCUGCUAGUUAUAUUCGUAACGAAAUACUACAUGACAAAUAUAGAAAUUUAUUGCAAACUCCGCCACAUCAACAACAACAUGCAGCGGGACCGCAACCACCAGCUACUCCAUACUUAGUGCCGCCGAAGCCCAUAAAAAAGAAACGAAUCCUAGGGGCGUCUCGAGAUUGGAUGGAUACUGUGGACGAUAUAUUUACAACAUGA
Paramuricea clavata is the source of this 531-nucleotide messenger RNA. NCBI's taxonomy places the organism in Eukaryota, Metazoa, Cnidaria, Anthozoa, Malacalcyonacea, Plexauridae. The record is from the annotation of a GenBank genome assembly.